GGCGCAGUUGCUGGGCGGCGGGCGGCGGGACGCACCCGGCUGGGGGCUGGGGUGGGACCCGGCGCGCGCCAUGGAGCUGCUGACCGCGCUGAGUCUGGGCGAGCUAGCGCUCAGUUUCUCGCGGGUGCCGCUUUUCCCCGUCUUCGACCUCAGUUACUUCAUCGUCUCCAUCCUCUACCUCAAGUAUGAGCCAGGCGCAGUGGAGCUGUCCCGGCGCCACCCCGUGGCGUCCUGGCUCUGUGCCAUGCUGCACUGUUUCGGGAGUUACAUCCUGGCUGAUCUGCUCCUCGGGGAGCCCCUGAUUGACUACUUCAGCAACAACUCCAGCAUCUUGCUGGCCUCAGCCGUCUGGUACCUGAUUUUCUUCUGCCCCCUGGACCUCUUUUACAAGUGUGUCUGCUUCCUGCCGGUGAAGCUCAUCUUCGUCGCCAUGAAGGAGGUGGUGCGGGUCCGCAAGAUUGCUGUGGGGAUCCACCACGCGCACCACCACUACCACCACGGCUGGUUCGUCAUGAUCGCCACCGGCUGGGUCAAAGGCUCUGGCGUCGCCCUCAUGUCCAACUUUGAGCAGCUGCUCCGAGGAGUCUGGAAGCCAGAGACCAAUGAGAUCUUGCACAUGUCGUUCCCUACCAAGGCCAGCCUCUAUGGAGCCAUACUCUUCACCCUCCAGCAGACCCGCUGGCUCCCAGUGUCCAAAGCCACUCUCAUCUUUAUCUUCACCAUGUUCAUGGUGUCCUGUAAGGUGUUCCUGACGGCCACUCACUCCCACAGCUCCCCUUUUGAUGUUCUGGAGAGCUACGUCUGCCCUGUCCUGUUUGGGACAGGUUUGGGGGGUGACCAUCACCACAAUAACCAUGGUGGGGCCCACGGAGGGGCCCACGGUGGCAGUGGACCCGGCUCCCCGCACUCAGCUAUGGCUGCCAAGUCCAAAGAAGAGCUGAGCGAGGGCUCCAGGAAGAAGAAGACCAAGAAGGCGGAUUAGGGGGCAGCCUGAGGGGCCUGCGGGGUGGUGGGGAGAGGACCCGGACCCAGAACCCUCAGAGCCAGGGGUGGGGGAGUUGUCCUGGGCUCAUCUCUCCUCUCGCUAGGCCUCAACUUUCCUGUCUGCAAACUGGGGCCAUCAGCCCACCCUCCAGGGCUGAUGUGAGGGGUGAGAUGAGAUAUGGGGGUGAAGGGCAUUUAUAGGAAUGGGGAUCCCUCUCUGCCAGGGCCAUGUAGAGUUACAGAUUUGGGGAGGGUAGGCCCCAGAAUCCUGGCAGUGGCUCCAGCCAGAAACCCUGGCAGUUAGAUCCUUGGUUCUAUUAUUUCCUCUCUGAAAUUAAGUUUUGACUCCAAAAGAAUUUCAAGCCGCGUUGAGACUCAUUCACUUGAGGGAUGAUUCCUGAUUACCUCCUGCGAGGCAGCUGCUCUGAUUUCCACGUCUUCCUGCCGACUCCUCCUGGGAGUCCCUAGGCAAGGUGCCUCCUUCUCUGAGUCUUGCGUUUCCCAUCUGUAUAGUGGGGACCCCAGCCCUCCUCUGUACACAAGGGCUGAUACAAGGCUGGACGUGAACCAGCCUUAUAAGCUCAGAAGCACCGUGUAGUCGGGAGGAGAGGCCAUGACAGGUGUUCACUAUGCUUGAAAACAGCUUUGCAUUUUAGAGCCUAUGUGUUUGUGGAUCGGAGAACCCCACAAGUUACUUGGCAUACCUGGCACCAAAGAGGCCUUUGGGAGACACGUCUAGGCCAGACUCGAGAGCUUGGAGCGUGGGAAAGGCUUGUACUGAUCCUUGGCUUCGGGCUGCCCCCAAACCAAAGAAAUGUAGCUGGCUGGGUGGGGGUUCCAACGUCCAGCUCUGUUCAGGGGCUCUAAGCACUUGCUUUUUGGUCUCUGAAAGCAUCAGGCCUUCCUCAGGCUGCCAUCCGUCAUUGCCGUUCACUCAGUUACUCAACAAACAUGCUGCUGCCUACUCUGUACUGAGCCUUGUGCUGCUGCUGGGUGGGCUGGGAACUUGCUUCAGGGUGAGCUAGGGGAAUGGUAGCUGAGGGCCCCUUCCAGCCACCUCCAUCUCAUUCUAGGUCACCAGGACAUCCGAGAGGGGUGGGUGGGUGGCAAAUGGCCAGUGUCAGGUAGGGUUUGGGCCCCGAUCAGGCUGGCUUGAGGCUGCCCUGUGCACAUGGGUGCUCAGGGCGAGC
This is a messenger RNA of Rhinolophus ferrumequinum (greater horseshoe bat), 2174 nucleotides long. It is a transcript of the gene TMEM38A, whose product is annotated as transmembrane protein 38A. NCBI's taxonomy places the organism in Eukaryota, Metazoa, Chordata, Mammalia, Chiroptera, Rhinolophidae. The record is from RefSeq and is a predicted model, not a curated record. The transcript is spliced from 6 exons. Gene Ontology annotation, cellular component: membrane. Gene Ontology annotation, molecular function: identical protein binding; potassium channel activity. Gene Ontology annotation, biological process: potassium ion transmembrane transport. The coding region runs from base 71 to 982 and encodes 303 amino acids.